CUGCCAUCUGUGGUAUUUUAUUUGAGUUUGUACAAGAAGAUUCUAUCAUGGAAGUACAAAUCGGGCGAAGCAGAGCUGGAACAUAAAAUAAACCUAGGGUUAAAUAUCAGGCGAUUCAGAAACUAUGAAUGGUCAUACAUGUGGUCCGUCUGCGCGCGUCAGAUCAGUGUGGACACCGAUUUCUCUCCGGUUCGGAACACUCAAGCUGGCUGUCACACGGAGUGAGCGCUACAGCUCCAAGUGAACAUUUUGAUCCUGUGUCACCCAUAGUCAACACGUAACCUACGUCUCGGCUCCUUGGAGAGGAGAGAGGAGCGAGCAACACGCAGUGGUCAGGCGGUAUGACCAGAGGACCCGCCGCAGCCGUGACGCUCUCCAGGUGUGUGUAGACGGGGUUCUGUGGAAUAAUAUGAAGCGCCAUGGCGUGGUGUGACCGAGGGGUUCAAACACUGCUGGCUACGGUUGGGGCUUUCGCCGCUUUCAGCCUCAUGACCAUAGCCAUCGGGACGGACUACUGGCUGUACUCACGGGCGUACCUAUGCAACGCAACCAAUGCCAGUACUGAUGACUCCCAGUCACAACCCAAGAAGGCAAGGGGAGAUCUUACGCACUCCGGGCUGUGGAGAAUCUGUUGUAUUGAAGGGAUUAACGUAGGGAGCUGUUACCGUAUCAACCAUUUCCCAGAUGAUAACGACUAUGACACAGACAGCUCAGAAUACCUCCUGCGUAUUGUGCGGGCGUCUAGUGUGUUUCCUAUCCUCAGCACCUGUCUGUUGAUGCUGGGGGGGCUGUGUUUGGCCGUGGGACGUAUCUAUAGCAACAGGAACAGCAUCCUGCUUAGCGCCGGCAUCCUGUUCGUAGCCGCAGGCCUGAGUAACAUCAUCGGCAUCAUUGUCUACAUCUCCAGCAACGCCGGCGACCCCAGUGACAAGCGCGACGAGGACAAGAAGAACACCUACAACUAUGGCUGGUCCUUCUACUUCGGAGCCCUGUCCUUCAUCAUGGCUGAGACAGUGGCCGUCCUGGCCGUCAACAUCUACAUCGAGAAGAACAAGGAGGUCCGCUUCCACGCUCGCCGUGACUUUAUCCGCUCCAUGUCCUCCUCCUCGCCCUACUCACGCAUACCCAGUUACCGCUUCCGCCGGCGGACGUCCCACUCCAGCUCGCGCUCCUCUGACGCUUCGCGGGAAAACUCGCCGGCGAGGCUGAAGGGUGUGACCUCGGCGACGGGGCCAUUGGGAGAAUUGACCAUGUACACGUUGACCCGAGAGGGGGGUCUGAAAGGGGGCGUGACGGAGAACGCAUACAGCCCCGAGCACGGCUCAGGCGAUUUUCUGCAGGUGCAUAACUGCUUCCCCAAUGACCUGAAGGACGGGGUCAACCGGCGGACCACACCCGUGUGAGAGGAGCUUUAGACGGGCCGGUGGAGUGAGGAGGCCCCCCUGACGUGAAGGGUCAUGGAUGGAGGUGGGCCUUUGGGGAUGGAGGGCCCCAUGGUAGCCCGUCACACCGGAGAAUCAGAGUCAGAGUCAUUGGUUCUAGAGAAAGACGGAGCCAGUGAAAAGACGGAGCCCCUCCUCAGUGAAAAACAACAUGAGGACAAUUACUAAGGACAUGGACAGACAUAUAAGGUUUGAAAAUGUUGCCCUUGACAUGGUUUCACUAGACAGAAAGAGCACUUGGUUCUUUCAUGGCGUUCCUUUGAGCUUUUAGACAGCAUCGCUACAGACUACAGUCACCGUCAUUGUUUGUGUCGUACACUACAUACAUUUACAUUAACGUCAUUUAGCAGACGCUCUUAUCCAGAGCGACUUACAUUAUUAUUAU
Molecule: messenger RNA, 1827 nt
Organism: Coregonus clupeaformis (lake whitefish)
Lineage: Eukaryota; Metazoa; Chordata; Actinopteri; Salmoniformes; Salmonidae
Product: voltage-dependent calcium channel gamma-4 subunit-like
Exons: 4
Coding region: 420-1403 (327 amino acids)
Biological process (GO): postsynaptic neurotransmitter receptor diffusion trapping; positive regulation of synaptic transmission, glutamatergic; transmission of nerve impulse
Cellular component (GO): AMPA glutamate receptor complex; voltage-gated calcium channel complex; postsynaptic density membrane
Molecular function (GO): voltage-gated calcium channel activity; channel regulator activity
Source: RefSeq, a predicted model, not a curated record